Messenger RNA from Dichotomopilus funicola, 1182 nucleotides. RefSeq names its product Gtr1/RagA G protein conserved region-domain-containing protein. Gene Ontology annotation, molecular function: GTPase activity; GTP binding. The record is from RefSeq and is a predicted model, not a curated record. The transcript has 2 exons. Gene Ontology annotation, biological process: negative regulation of autophagy; cellular response to starvation. Gene Ontology annotation, cellular component: Gtr1-Gtr2 GTPase complex; fungal-type vacuole membrane; nucleus. Bases 1 to 1182 code for a protein of 393 amino acids. NCBI's taxonomy places the organism in Eukaryota, Fungi, Ascomycota, Sordariomycetes, Sordariales, Chaetomiaceae.
AUGGGGACGGCGUCAGGCUCCGUGCCUGGCAUCGACCCGGCCGCGGCGGCGGCUGCCCAUGCGCAACUGAAGAAGGUUAAGAAGCAGAAAGUGUUGCUGAUGGGGAAGAGCGGCUCGGGGAAAUCGAGUAUGAGAAGUAUCAUCUUUAGCAACUACUUGGCCCGGGAUACCCGGCGAUUAGGCGCCACAAUCGACAUUGACUUGUCCCAUGUUAAGUUCCUGGGCAAUCUCACCCUCAAUCUGUGGGACUGCGGCGGCCAAGAGGCUUUCAUGGAGAACUACCUCUCCCAGCAGCGCGCCCACGUCUUCAGCAACGUCGGCGUGCUCAUCUACGUCUUCGACAUCGAGAGCCGCGACGUCGAGCGUGACAUGGCCACCUACGUCAACAUCAUCAGCGCCCUGGUGCAAUAUUCACGCGAGGCCAAGAUCUUUGUCCUGAUCCACAAGAUGGAUCUGAUUCAGCCCACAACCCGCGAAGACGUCUUUGACGCCCGCGCCGCUCUCGUCAAGCGCAAGACCGCCGAGGCCGUUUCCAUCGUGCUCAAGCAAAAGCCCGAGCAAGGCGGCCAACAACAACAAUUACAACAACCACAACAACCAGAACCCUCCCCCACCCUCACAACCUCCGCCUCCACCACCUCCCUCAACAACGCCGACCCUUCCCUCAACCUCCAACUCUUCGCCACCUCCAUCUGGGACCAAUCCCUCUACAAAGCCUGGGCCUCCAUCAUCCACGACCUUGUCCCCAACCUCUCCGUAAUCGAAACCCAACUCGCCAGCCUCGGCCAAGCCAUCGACGCCGACGAAAUCCUGCUCUUCGAACGGACCUCUUUUCUCGUAGUCUCCAAAUGGACCUCACCCGAAGGCGAGCGCAACCCGUACGGCGACCGUUUCGAGCGCAUGAGCAACAUCCUCAAGAGCUGGAAACACACGUGUUCCAAGUACACCGGCACGCCGCGGAAUGCGGAGCAGUUUUCGGAUUUUGAGUACAAGAUGGGGGUGACGUUUAGUAUGUUUGCGACCAAGUUUACGACGAAUACGUAUAUCCUGGUGUGUAUGCCGCCUGGGGAGGCACGGUUUAAUAGUGCGAAGCUGAAUGUGGCCGCCGCCCGGCCGUGGUUUAAGUUUCUCGACGGGCCGGUUGUGUCGGCGCAGUCGCAGCAGCCGCAGCAGCAGCAAUGA